GCGGAGAGAGAGGAAGUGCUGGGUCCCCGAGGAGCGCGAGCCGAGCGGCCGGCGCAGCGUGAGACAGCACAUCCUGCGCGCGCCGGGCCCGCCGCCCUCUGGAGCUGCUCGAGCCUCGACCCCGCCGCCCCCCGGGGGCCGCUGCCGCGCUCGCUCGGGGAGCCCAGUGCCGCCGCCGCCGCCGCCGCCGCCGAGCGCGUCCAGGAAACCAACAUGUCUGACAAAAGUGACUUAAAAGCUGAGCUAGAGCGCAAAAAACAGCGCUUAGCACAGAUAAGAGAAGAGAAGAAACGGAAGGAAGAAGAGAGGAAAAAGAAAGAGGCUGAUAUGCAGCAAAAGAAAGAACCUGUUCAGGACGACUCUGAUCUGGAUCGCAAACGCAGAGAGACAGAGGCUCUUUUGCAAAGCAUUGGUAUAUCACCGGAGCCCCCUCUAGUGCAGUCGCUGCAUUUUUUAACAUGGGAUACCUGUUAUUUUCAUUAUUUAGUCCCAACCCCUAUGUCUCCCUCCUCGAAAUCAGUGAGCACUCCCAGUGAAGCUGGAAGCCAAGACUCAGGAGACCUGGGACCAUUAACAAGGACCCUGCAGUGGGACACAGACCCCUCAGUGCUCCAGCUGCAGUCAGACUCAGAACUUGGACGAAGACUGCACAGGCUGGGUGUGUCGAAGGUUACCCAGGUGGAUUUUCUGCCCAGGGAAGUUGUGUCGUACUCCAAGGAGACCCAGACUCCUCUGGCUACACAUCAGUCUGAAGAGGAUGAGGAAGAUGAGGAAAUGGUAGAACCUAAAGUUGGCCAUGAUUCAGAACUGGAAAACCAAGACCAAAAACAGGAGGUGAAAGAAGCCCCUCCACGGGAGCUGACAGAGGAAGAAAAACAGCAGAUCCUUCAUUCAGAGGAAUUUCUCAUCUUUUUUGAUCGGACAAUACGGGUAAUUGAAAGAGCACUAGCAGAAGACUCUGACAUCUUCUUUGACUACAGCGGUCGGGAGUUAGAGGAAAAAGAUGGGGAUGUCCAGGCUGGAGCCAACCUUUCUUUCAAUCGUCAAUUCUACGAUGAGCAUUGGUCCAAGCACCGAGUAGUCACUUGCAUGGACUGGUCCCUGCAGUACCCCGAGCUGAUGGUUGCUUCCUACAACAACAAUGAAGAUGCUCCCCAUGAACCAGAUGGAGUGGCCUUGGUCUGGAACAUGAAGUUUAAGAAAACCACACCAGAAUACGUCUUUCACUGUCAGUCCUCUGUGAUGUCAGUGUGCUUCGCUCGUUUCCAUCCCAACUUGGUGGUUGGUGGGACUUACUCGGGCCAGAUUGUCCUGUGGGAUAAUCGCAGUCAUCGAAGGACACCAGUGCAGAGGACACCCUUGUCAGCUGCUGCACACACUCAUCCCGUGUACUGUGUAAAUGUUGUUGGGACCCAGAAUGCUCAUAACCUCAUCACUGUCUCUACCGAUGGUAAAAUGUGUUCCUGGAGCCUGGACAUGCUCUCAACUCCACAGGAGAGCAUGGAGCUGGUGUACAAUAAGUCCAAGCCUGUGGCUGUUACCGGAAUGGCUUUCCCGACGGGAGACGUCAAUAACUUCGUGGUUGGCAGUGAGGAGGGUACGGUCUACACAGCCUGCCGUCAUGGAAGCAAAGCAGGUAUUGGUGAGGUCUUUGAAGGUCACCAAGGGCCAGUGACUGGAAUUAACUGCCACAUGGCUGUGGGCCCAAUUGACUUUUCACACCUGUUUGUCACAUCAUCAUUUGACUGGACCGUCAAACUGUGGACCACAAAGCACAACAAGCCGCUCUACUCCUUUGAAGACAAUGCAGACUAUGUGUACGAUGUCAUGUGGUCCCCCGUGCAUCCCGCGCUCUUUGCCUGCGUGGACGGGAUGGGGCGCCUGGACCUCUGGAACCUCAACAAUGACACCGAGGUCCCGACAGCAAGUGUGGCCAUUGAAGGGGCUUCUGCCCUAAACCGUGUUCGUUGGGCUCAAGCCGGGAAAGAAGUUGCCGUUGGAGACUCAGAAGGCCGAAUUUGGAUCUACGAUGUUGGAGAGCUUGCAGUUCCCCACAAUGAUGAAUGGACCCGAUUUGCCAGGACCCUCGUGGAGAUUCGUGCCAACAGAGCUGAUAGCGAGGAGGAAGGCACCGUUGAGUUAUCUGCCUAAUGGAAACCAACCAUCCCCACCCUAGCCCCCACCUUCGCCUUCUAGAACUCAGCUCUGCAGUCAUCGAUUCCACUUGUAUCCAGUGUCCAUUCAGUAACAGUGUUGUGUGACAUUUUGGGUGUCAUAUUGUGCCAGCUUUGCUCCAAGUAUUCCAAAUGUAUCCCACCCUGCUUUCCCCUGACCUGAAAUUCACCAGAUCAUUUCUAUCUUUCUGUUUGUCUCAAAAAUGGGGGGGAGGGGAGGGGCAGGCUUUACGGGUUUAGUUGUUGCCUUUUAACUACUUAGUAGCUGUAUUUAAUAGCUGGAAACCUCUGGUUAAAUUUGUUCUUACAUGCACUUCUGGCAUAGUCCUAUUAAAUCCAUAUGAAGCCAGAUAUGAUCAGGUGCAGAUGUGGCGUGCUUCAUGAUAUGGCACAGGGCCAAAGACUUGAGAUGUGGUGUUUUACAUGGUGACUCACAUUAUGAACGGAUUUACUAGAAGAACAUUGCUGCUCCUUAUUUAUUGUGGUGUGCUGCAUGGAACAUAUUGAUUUGAAAGCAUUAAAAUAAACGAUCCUAGAGCAUGUGCAUAAUGAGAGGACUGUAUUGUCUCUCUGCUGCUGUUGAGGUUACAUUAAGUUCCAAAGAACAAUUACAGUAUGCCAGUUCCACGGAGGACAAGAAAUCUUUAGAGGUUCGUUGCAAUGAACGGAAUGAAUUUUAAUGCCUAUUAUUUCUAGGUACUUUGACAAUAUUUCAAAUAUAGUUGACCACUGAUACUUGUCAUUCAAGCUAACACAGUCCAACAAGAGUUUGUGGUUCCUGAAUAUGACACCAGUAUUGCCAAUAAAACGUUCCAAACCAGGUCUGCACCAGCGUGGAUAAAUCCUGUGCUUGGGGAAAGACUGAUUCGAAUGUUGCUAUGACAAGGGGGUGGGGGAGAUACGUUAGGGCCAUGUUAAAGAUUGAUAAUGAACUUAUAGGCAACCAGCCUGGUUGGACUUAAACCAAGACUCUGGUUUUAUUUUUACGAGGGAAUGUGUGUGGUUUUCUGGAAAGCUUUCCCUUAUCUCCUUUACCUGAGCCACUCUUGCCCCAAGACGGUCUCAAAUGUUAAAAUAAGAAAAACAGGUUAAGAUGGAGAUAUACCAAAUGGCCUACAUUAUUUCUUUUUAAAAAAUUUACACCAUAAAUUUAUGUUUCU
Molecule: messenger RNA, 3334 nt
Organism: Acinonyx jubatus (cheetah)
Lineage: Eukaryota; Metazoa; Chordata; Mammalia; Carnivora; Felidae
Gene: DYNC1I1
Product: dynein cytoplasmic 1 intermediate chain 1
Exons: 17
Coding region: 214-2151 (645 amino acids)
Biological process (GO): transport along microtubule
Cellular component (GO): cytoplasmic dynein complex
Molecular function (GO): dynein light chain binding; dynein heavy chain binding
Source: RefSeq, a predicted model, not a curated record